AUGGUGAAUGAGACAGUCACUAUGGAGCUGAAAAACGGGACGCAAGUGUCCGGAACAAUCACAGCAGUGGAUUCUUCGAUGAAUGCGCACCUGAAACAGGUGAAGGUUACUGUGAGGCACAAAAAUCCCGUCAGCAUGGCGUACCUCUCGAUACGCGGCGCAAACAUUCGAUAUGUCAUUCUCCCAGAUCAUGCGGAUCUGAAUAUCCUACUGAUCGAUGACGCCCCAAAGCAGAACCCGCCAAAGUACCCAGCAGGCAGUAAGAAAGCCAAGAAGGUGCGCUGCAAGUUCACAUGGCGUCUUUGA
Molecule: messenger RNA, 306 nt
Organism: Durusdinium trenchii
Lineage: Eukaryota; Dinophyceae; Suessiales; Symbiodiniaceae
Source: the annotation of a GenBank genome assembly